AUGCCGCCCCGGUUGAACCUUUUCUCAGCAAGCAAGGCUGUUUCGGCCCUCCGCCAGCCCACUAUCCCCUCUGUUGCGUCACCCAGUAUCCCUCUCCCCCUUCGGUUCCGUGCCAAGCAGUCGAUAACUGCCCAAAAAAGAUGGAAUUCGUCCAAGAAGGAACCCAAUCCGGAUGAGCAGGUGUUUCCAACACAGGACCAACUGCCUCAUGUCAGCGAAGAGGCAGCCGAGAUCGACCGAAUUAUGAACAAGGAGAAGAGCUGUGACGGCCAGCCAUCAAGCCCGGAAUUGGAACAAGGAACCCCGGUUGAGGAGAUUCUCCAGCGCGAUGAGAAGGCGAUGAAGCACAUGCCCAAGGUCAUGCAGGAGCAGUUCAAGAAGUCCGGUGGCUCCCGCUCCUUCUCAACCUCCGCCCGCAGUCGCCAGCCUGACGUGGAGAGUUCUCUUAAUCACGAUGCGUCUGCUGCGUUUCUUGCCGAUAUGAUCGAGCAGGUGAACUCGCAGGCCAUCGAGCGGAACCCAGGCCUGAAGUUUGAUGCACCAGAGGUCCCUACCAAGACCAUGAACUUCCGGAAGCGCUACGACUCGCUGCAGGAGCAGUUCACCAAGAUGUUGAUGCAAGACGGAAAGCUGGCCCGGGCACAGAACAACAUGUCUAUCAUUCUGGACCACCUUCGCACCUCUUCCGCUCCCAACCCCAACCCCCGCCGCCCUCUUAUUGGCGGACCUCCCGCGCCUCAGCUUCCUCUCGAUCCUGUCCUCUACCUGACACUGAUCGUUGACUCGGUGGCUCCUCUUUUCCGUAUUCGUCAGCAGAAGGGUAUUGCCGGUGGUGGUACUGCCGUGCAAGUCCCUCACCCGUUGAACCUGCGCCAGCGCCGCCGUGCGGCUAUCAAGUGGAUCAUCGAUGCUUCGGAGAAGCGACGAGAUGCGCAGCUGGCCCAUCGUGUUGCAAAUGAGUUGGUUGCGGUUGCGGAGGGCCGAAGUGGUGUGUGGGACCGCCGAGACGGGCAGCACAAGAUGGUUGUUCGCCCCGGUCGAUCUCCCUCCGGCCCCAGCUCGACGGUGGCUCCUCCACCCAGUCACGAAUCCUUCGAGCUCGCCGACUUCCGACCUGCCAGCAACCCGCCCGCCUCAAGCGCGCCCCAAUCCGCAUCGACUCGCACGCGACGACCAGGAAGCACCGAUCGGCCCUUUGCACCUGCUACUAGCUCACAGUCGCUUGCGGGACUUGAAUCUGGACAAGAAGCGGAGCAGGAGAAGGCAGCUCCGUCGGACGAACAGCGCCCACGGGCCACCCGCUUCACUCGACUUAGGUUCUGGGCAGAGGCCCUUCGACGCCGGGCUCAAAACGCAAGUCGGCCUCGGGCUGACCGUGACCCCGAGACCGCAGCCAAGAUGAAGUUCUCGCACAGCAUUCAGUUCAAUGCGGUGCCGGAUUGGAGUUCUAACUACAUUGCGUACAGCAAUCUUAAGAAACUGAUCUACACCCUCGAGAAGCACAACAAUCGACCUGAGGGACGAAAUGGCGGCGAUGUCGAGUCCGCUCCGCUGCUUGGCGCCCAUCAAGUCGCCAACCCCGAUAGCAUCUUCAAGCGUGCCCUUGAUGUGGAGCUAGAAAAGAUCUGUACCUUCUAUCAACAGAAACAGGAGGAAAUUUUCCAACUUACAGAUGAGUUGGUUCGGGAGGCUUUGGUCUAUAUCUCCGAAACGGACGGCUUCAACAUGGAUCCAGUUAGCGAGACGAUCGUCAAAGCCAGGACGUUGAGUUCGAAUUCCCGCCGCGCAACUACUGGUGGAUUUCAAAAUUAUGGAAUCAAUCAGCGUCGUCGGUCCAGUGGCGGCAGUGAAGACGAUGGGGAUAGCGAUGAGGAACACCCCCCGAACUCGGAGGAGGCUCACCCAGAUGACAUGGUGGACUCGGCUUUCUUUGGCCCGGCUAGUAGCCGAGGGCCCCAGGAUACCGACUUGACUGACGAGGAUUUCCUUAUUCUCUAUAAUACCGGAGUGUCACUGAAAAAGCGUCUCAUUGAGGCUUACGUCUCUCUCUGCGAGCUGAGAUCGUUCAUCGAACUCAACAAGACCGGCUUUGCAAAGGCAUUGAAGAAGUACGACAAGACUCUGUUCCGUAGUCUGCGUCGGGACUACUUGAACUCAGUCGUUCACCCGGCGAUGCCUUUUACCGAAAAUACCAUGGCUGCUGUUGAUAGUCACAUCAGCGACGUGCAGGGUGUCUAUGCCGACAUCGUCACUAAGGGCAAUCGAUCUUUGGCUAGUCGUGAAUUGCGCCUCCACCUGCGUGAGCAUGUGGUCUGGGAGCGAAACACAGUUUGGCGCGAGAUGAUUGAGAUUGAACGUCGUGCUCAGGCUGCCAAUGUCGGUAUUCGUCAGACUCUUCUGGGAGGCGACGAAGACCCUGCUACUGCGCGGCGCCAGGGCGACAAGCAAGAAAUUCGCACGAGAGAGAUCGCUACUCCGCUUGGUCGGAUGCACUUCCCGUUGUGGCUUUGUAGUUUGAGCUUUGGCACCUUGAUCUUUAGUAUUUCUGUGUUCGGUGCUCUUCUCUCACUGCAAAUUAUGGGAACGCCCGAGCAACAGAACUGUUUGGCAAUGCUAGUGCUGGUUAGUAUUCUUUGGGCUACCGAGGCUAUUCCUCUGUUCGUGACUUCACUUUUGAUCCCGUUCUUGGUCGUCGUCUUGGGCAUUAUGCGGUCUGAAGAUAAACCGCAUAAGCGAUUGGGUCCUAAGGAGGCAACGAGCGUGGUAUUUGCAUCAAUGUGGACUCCUGUGAUCAUGCUUCUCCUCGGUGGUUUCACAAUUGCGGCAGCCUUAUCGAAGUACGAUAUUGCCCGUCGGAUGGCCAUCCUCGUGCUCAGCAAAGCCGGAUCAAAGCCCAGUGCCGUGCUGCUGACGAAUAUGUUCGUGAGCAUGUUCUUGAGUAUGUGGAUCAGCAACGUCGCUUCGCCCGUGCUGUGCUACUCGAUCAUUCAGCCUCUGCUGCGCAAUCUGUCUCCGGAUUCCAAUUUCGCCAAGGCGCUCGUGCUGGGUAUCGCGCUGGCGGCCAAUGUUGGUGGUGCAGCGUCCCCGAUUGCAUCGCCACAAAAUAUCAUUGCGCUGCAGAACAUGUACCCGAGCAUCAGCUGGGGCACCUGGUUCUUCGUUUCGCUGCCCGUCUGCAUUAUCUCAAUCUUCUUGAUCUGGGGACUCCUGCUUGCGACGUUCAAGCCUGGCCGCAAUACAACCAUCAUUCCCAUGCGCCCAGUAAAGGAUCGCUUCACAGGCAUUCAGUACUUUAUCAGCGCGGUCACUCUUGUCACCAUUGCGCUCUGGUGUGUCAGUCACCAGCUCGAGCAUGUAUUCGGCGACAUGGGCGUCAUUGCCAUUAUCCCUCUCGUGCUGUUCUUCGGCACAGGUAUCCUCAACAAGGAAGACUUUAACAACUUUCUCUGGACAAUAAUCAUCCUCGCUGCAGGUGGUCUGUGUCUGGGUAAGGCCGUCACUUCAUCCGGCUUGCUGCAUACCAUCGCCAACGGGAUCACGGCCCAUGUCGAGGAUCUCAGUCUCUACAGUGUGCUUCUCGUCUUCUCGGCUUUGAUCCUCGUCAUUGCGACCUUCAUUUCUCAUACCGUUGCGGCUCUGAUCAUGUUGCCUCUGGUUCGCCAAAUCGGCGUGAACAUGGAGAACCCCCAUCCGAAUCUAUUGGUCAUGGCAAGUGCACUGAUGUGCUCGGUUGCGAUGGCGCUGCCCACGAGUGGCUUCCCCAACAUGACCGCCAUCAUGACUGAAGUGCCAACAACUGGCCAGCGGUACCUCCAGGUCCGCCACUUCCUAACCCGUGGUAUUCCAUCAAGUCUCAUGGCCUUUGUGGUGAUUGUCACCCUCGGAUAUGGGCUGAUGUACAUCGCGGGGCUGUAA
This is a messenger RNA of Penicillium cinerascens, 3915 nucleotides long. Its product is annotated as putative plasma membrane phosphate transporter Pho87. Gene Ontology annotation, cellular component: membrane. The record is from RefSeq and is a predicted model, not a curated record. Bases 1 to 3915 code for a protein of 1304 amino acids. The transcript has 8 exons. Gene Ontology annotation, molecular function: phosphate transmembrane transporter activity. Gene Ontology annotation, biological process: phosphate ion transport; monoatomic anion transmembrane transport; polyphosphate metabolic process. Lineage: Eukaryota; Fungi; Ascomycota; Eurotiomycetes; Eurotiales; Aspergillaceae.